Messenger RNA from Orcinus orca (killer whale), 2730 nucleotides. It is a transcript of the gene NECTIN2, whose product is annotated as nectin cell adhesion molecule 2. Lineage: Eukaryota; Metazoa; Chordata; Mammalia; Artiodactyla; Delphinidae. The coding region runs from base 244 to 1887 and encodes 547 amino acids. Gene Ontology annotation, molecular function: cell adhesion molecule binding. The record is from RefSeq and is a predicted model, not a curated record. The transcript has 9 exons. Gene Ontology annotation, cellular component: plasma membrane; apical junction complex; extracellular exosome. Gene Ontology annotation, biological process: acrosome assembly; positive regulation of natural killer cell mediated cytotoxicity directed against tumor cell target; regulation of viral entry into host cell.
GCCCGGGGGAAGAAGGGGGUGGGUCCUGUGACGUCAGCGAGUCCGAAGCCAGAAAGAAGCCGGGGGCCGGGGGCGCUGAGCCGGGAGAACCGGACCGCGAGAGCAGAGACGGGAGAGCAGAGCGCGGCGGGAGCCAGCCGGGAGCCGAAGCCACUCAGGCACCUGCGCGUCUGCCCAACCGAUCGGCGCACGCAGAGUGGCCUGCAGGUCCCCGCCCGGGCCCAGUCCCUCCCCGGGCCCCCCAUGGCCCGGGACGCAGCCCUCCCGCCGUCGAAAUUGUCGCCGCUGAAGCUGCCUCUACUGCCAUUGCUGCUGCUACUGCUCCGGGAAACCGGAGCCCAGGAUGUGCGAGUUCGGGCUGCAGCCGAGGUGCGGGGCCAGCUGGGGGACACCGUAGAGUUGCCGUGCCACCUGCUGCCCCCAGCGCCUGAAAUCCGAGUGUCACAGGUGACGUGGCUGCGCCUGGACGCGCCUGAGGGUAACCAGAACGUGGCUAUCUUCCACCCCCAGUAUGGUCCCAGCUUCCCCAGCCCGAAGCCUGGCAAGGAGCGGCUGUCCUUCGUCAAUGCCGGGCAGAGCACCGGGGCCAGGCAAGGCACAGAGCUGGAGGUGCGGGACGCCACACUGGCCCUCCGGGGGCUGACGGUGGAGGACGAGGGCAACUACACCUGCGAGUUUGCCACCUUCCCCCGGGGCACCAGUCGGGGAGUGACCUGGCUCAGAGUCAUAGCCCAGCCCCAGAACCAUGCCGAAACACAAGAAGUCACACUCAGUCUGGAUCCUGUACCCGUGGCCCGCUGUGUCUCCACGGGCGGCCGGCCACCUGCCCGAGUCUCCUGGCUCUCACCCUUGGAUGGGGAGGCCAGAGAGAGCCAGGUGUCAGGACCCCUGCCUGGUACAGUCACCGUCACCAGCCGCUUCACCUUGGUACCCUUGGGCCAAGCAGAUGGUGUCAAGAUCACCUGCAAAGUGGAGCACGAGAGCUUUGAGGAGCCAGUUCUGCUGCCUGUGACCCUCUCUGUGCGCUACCCCCCUGAGGUCUCCAUAUCUGGCUAUGAUGACAACUGGUAUGUCGGCCGUAGUGAGGCCUCCCUGAACUGUGACGUCCGCAGCAAGCCAGAGCCCACAGGCUACGACUGGAGCACGACUUCAGGCGUCUUCCCAGCCUCAGCAGUAGCCCAGGGCCCCAAGCUGAUCGUCCACUCGGUGGACCGGCUCUUCAACACCACCUUCAUCUGCACCGUCACCAACGCCGUGGGCACGGGCCACGCCGAGCAGGUGGUCCUAGUUCGAGAGACACCCAACACAGCAGGCGCAGGGGCCACAGGUGGCAUCAUCGGGGGCAUCAUUGCUGCCAUCAUCGCGACUGCUGUGGCCGCCACAGGCAUCCUCAUCUGCCGACAGCAGCGGAAGGAGCAGAGGCUGCAGGGGGCAGAGGAGGUGGAGGACCUAGAGGGGCCUCCCUCAUACAAGCCGCCGACUCCAGAGGCAAAGCUGGAGGAGCCGGACAUGCCCUCCCAGCUCUUCACCCUGGGGGCCUCGGAGCACAACCCGCUCAAGACCCCCUACUUUGAUGCUAGUGUCUCAUGCGCUGAGCAGGUAGGAGCUCGGGAGAGGACAAGGGAGAUGCCUCGAUACCAUGAGCUUCCCACCUUGGAAGAACGGUCAGGGCCCCUGCUCCUGGGGGCCACGAACCUGGGGUCCCCCAUGCUGGUGCCUCCAGGGAUGCCUGCUCUGGAGACGGUUUCCCUGGAUCUAGAGGACGAGGAGGAGGAGGAAGACUAUCUGGACAAGAUCAACCCCAUCUACGAUUCCCUGUCCUACUCCAGCCCCUCUGAGUCCUACCAGGGCAAAGGCUUUGUCAUGUCCCGGGCCAUGUAUGUGUAAGCCGCCAUGGUCCUGGCCUCUCAUCUCUCAUUUUUUGAUCCCUCAACUUUCUGCCAGGGAUCUAGGGCCCCCUGAUCUCUCGCUUGGCCACUGUCAGUUAACACACAUGCAUCUCAUCUGUGACUUCUGUCUUGGUGGCUCCACUGUGACCUCUAAUCCAUGAUCUCUGACUCAGAGAAAUGGGCCAUGACAAUGGAAAACUGAUAACCUUAUCUUAGGAGGGGCUGGAGAAGGUAGGUUUCUUCACAACCUCUUACCCAACGGGUCCUCAGACUGUGACCUUAGAUUAUACCUCUCAUGUCCCACCAUCUCCAGACUCCCCCCAAAUCCCAAAGAAGACCCCAGACCUCUGAUUGGACCUCAGGCAGUCACUCCUAACAGCUCUGCUUGGGUGGGUGUUGGGGGCAUCCUGUUGCUCAGACCUGAGCCCUCCAGGUGGCAGAGCCCCACUCGCCCAGUCCCCACCCUGUCCCCAGUGGUGGGAGGGAGGGGAUUUCCCCAGCCCAAAGCAGAACUUCCCCAUCUCCUCCCUCCUGCAGGCAGGAGUCUCAGGGUGCAGACCCUUCCCUGAGCUCCCACUACCCCAAUUCCUGUGUACAGAGAAUUAUGCCCCAGCUCAGGGCUACAUGGGGUGAGCUUCAUGCAGAGGGGGCCUUGCUGACCCCAGCCUUCUGAGAAUUUGCUGUUAACUUUGAAGACUACUGAGUUCUCUUACUCCUGCCCAGCGGGGUUGGACCCACCCGCCUGGGUGGGGGGUGGGGAAUGGAUCACCUGGAUCAGGGGUAGGGGAUGUGAUAUUGUUUUGUAAUACAGCAUUUCCUACAAAAUGAGUUUGUACUUUGA